Molecule: messenger RNA, 183 nt
Organism: Dibothriocephalus latus
Lineage: Eukaryota; Metazoa; Platyhelminthes; Cestoda; Diphyllobothriidea; Diphyllobothriidae
Source: the annotation of a GenBank genome assembly
UCACACUCUGACAAACUGAACCCACGGGAGCAUGGACAACUGGACUACAUCUCGCAGUUCACCUCAGACAUCCGCCAAAUCGGUGGGACACGCAAUAAGGUGGCUGACACACUGUCCAGACCCUCCAUUGCCCAUUUGCAACCGACUCCCGAGAUCGGCCUGGCUGCCAUGGCUGCCGAAUAA